Messenger RNA from Caenorhabditis elegans, 4175 nucleotides. It is a transcript of the gene F28E10.1, whose product is annotated as Flocculation protein FLO11-like. Bases 159 to 3953 code for a protein of 1264 amino acids. NCBI's taxonomy places the organism in Eukaryota, Metazoa, Nematoda, Chromadorea, Rhabditida, Rhabditidae. The transcript has 17 exons. The record is from RefSeq and is marked reviewed.
AAUCGGACAGCAGCGAAAACGGCGACAAAAAGACUUUUCUUAAAGCCUCCUCAAACCCUCCGUCACUUUUUUUUUCUCGGCCAAUUCAAAAUCUGAAGGAGGAAAAGGCAAUUUUUUUGUCUCAUUUGAUUUUCUGAACGCUUUCUUAUUUGUUGCCAAUGGAGCCGAGCACUUCAUCUUCUUCUUCGUCUCCAGCCCGAAACAAAUCAAUAAUCCGAUCAUCAUCAAGCGGAUCAUAUCCGUACCCAAGAACACAUACCACACUAAUGGUAAUCCCAUCAAAUCGGCCACCUCCACCACCACAGCCAGUCAAGAUGUUUACGGGUGUUCGUCGGCGUCCACCGUUGAAUCGGGCGUGUCCGCCGAUUCCGGAGAGCAAAAGUAACGAGUCGAUUAUGAGUCAUGCUUCUAGGAUAUCUGAGCACCAAAAAGCAGCAGCGGCUGCCGCAGCAACAUCUGAAACAACAACAGGUGACCUUGUUAUCGAGAACCGCAACGUAGUUGAUGUGCUCCAUCGACUUGAUGCCAACUCAAAUAUCGCUUUGCCACCGAGCAGCAACAUCAGAAAGUCGAAGGAGAAGAAGGCGAAAAUGUCGUCGACGCCGCGGAGCCCGUUGAUGAGCAUGGCGAACAGUGUGAAGAGCAAACUCACGAAAAUCACGCAUUUGGGCAGAAGCAGCAACGAGAGCAGUGGCUCUUCGUCGAAUAUCAAAACAAGUCAAAGCUUUUCGGGAAUCCGUCAACCAAAGCAAAUUCCAAAACGGAUUGAUCAGAACGCGAAUCGGGUUAUUAAAUCAUCGUCUAUGGAAGUACCCUCCACGUCGAAGGUGUGCAUUCCUCAAGACCCGACUCCACUGAUAGACGACAAAAUCGAGGAAAUCUCAGAAGCCGGUUUGAUUUCGAAAAGUGAAAUGGCACCUCCAAAACCGAAAGAGCACGUUUGUGUGAAGCUGGAAGAAGAUGUGCUCGUUGUGACCAAAGAAUUUGAUGAGCGGUAUCCGGGCCAAAAAAGGUCUGCAAGUCCAGAUGUCCCAAUGGUGGAGGAAAGCCAAACCAUGUCGGAGGUGGAUCAGCUUCCAUCGGAGCAAGUUGCUGAGACUUUUUCUGAGGAUAACGUGAAUGAGCUGGACAAUAAUGCGAAUCAAAAGACACCUGGACCAGUUCGCAGGAUCAUUCAGGAGACAACAACCACUACAAUAACCACGACUACAUUCGAUAGUCCGAUUCCGAUUAUUGAAAAGAUGGAGGUAGAAAGACCAGAAGAAGCGGAAGAUGUUAUCGUGAUAGAAGCUCCGGAACCUGUUCAGCCUCCUAUUCCGAGCCCAAAAAAGGAAAGAUUCACAUCACCGGAAAGAUAUAUCCUCCUCGUCAAAACCCCAGAAGCAUUGCGGAAGCAUCGAACUCUGACGAUUGGAGAGAAGGAUCCAACGGAAGUUGACACUGAAGAAAAGAUCCAGUACACGCGGUUGGAAACUGUAAAGUUCAAGGAAGUGAAGGAGAAGGUCAAGUAUGAGGAGCCGGUGCCGAAGGAGAAGUUCAUACUGACAAUGAAGACUCCAGAAGCUAUCCGAAGACACCAUACUUUUACGAUACGAGACAAGUCACCUGAGGAGAUGAACAAGAUCACGAAGAUAACAAAAUCCCAGUCAGAUGUUCAUGUUAGUAAGAGAGCAGCGAAGAAGUUGGUCAAACAAGCGUCGGAGCCAGAGAGACGGGAUUUAUUCGAGGAGAAGGAGGAUGUGGUGCCCGAGCCAAAGUUUGUAAUAGUUAUGAAAACUCCGGAAUGUCUUCGGAGACAUCACACCUUUACUAUAGGAGAUCGUCCGAAAAGCCCGGAUUAUCCUUAUAUUGAAGAAGGCGAGAUCACGGAACCAAUUGCAACGAUCGGACCACCAGCUGAUCGGAGGAAGAAGGAAGAAGCAAAGGAGAGAAAGAAGAGGGAAUGGGAAGAAUAUGAGACGCCGCCGAAGGAGAAGUUCAUAUUAACAACGACGACUCCUUUGGCUAUCCGGAAGUAUCAGACAUUUGUUGUGGAACCUAAAGAUGAGAAGACAGCACUUCCACAAUCAGCAAGUGCAGAUGCAGUGAUGUUGGCAAAGAAGGGAAAAGUGCAGAGAAGUGAGUCGACGGAUUCAAAGAAACAUAGCUAUUUGCGUCGUCUUCAAUUCGAAUUGUUCCGAGGACGAAGCAGGGAACGCAAAUCGGAAAAGCAGGAGAAACGACAGAAAUCGUUGGAUGAACGGAAGCCCGAGUCGGCACAGAAGUACAUCCUCUCGACGACAACGCCGAUAAUGAUGCGGAAGUAUCAGACGUUUGCGAUCGUCGACGGCGGAAAAUCGAGGGACAUAGGAGCAGACACAAAUUUGCAGUCAAUUGCGUCGGCUUAUCAGCAGAAGGAUAUGUCGUUUGAUGAAGAGAAGACAACGUCGCCUGUUAGGACAUCGGACUUUUAUUCGAUUACCGCGACUACUCCGUUGGCGAAGCGGAGGGUUGUUGUAGAAGAAAACGUUACAUCAUCAAUCCAACAACUUUCUCUCGACGAACCAAUUACAAGUCCGUCCCGAAAACCAGUUUCCCCGGAGCCACGUCACCUCUUCGUAAUGGGCGGCCGACGUUCAACAACUCCACAGGAAGACCGAAAAGUGCCCGAGCCACCGAGAAAUUUGAAACUCGACACGGAUAGAAGUCAGUCGGAUCACGCAGAACUACUCGAGGAGAGAAAGUCGACAAUGUCCGGAGAUCUAACAUCUCCUGAAGAGGAGAUUCCAAUGGAUACAAACUUGACUCCAACUACUGAAGAAGUCAUGGAAGCAGUGAUUGUCUCGAGAAGAAUCGAAGGACUAAUGACGUCACCAAUUGAAGAAGAGCCCGAAGGAUUAACCUCUUCGAUCCGUGACUUGUCAAUUAGGUCGUUGGCGAAAGAAACGGAAAGACCUGCUCCAGUAUUCACUCCUCCUAGUCCACCAAAAGAGAAUCCAUUCCAUGUAAUGACUGUCCCAAAGUCUACAUUAACCUCUUCUUCGGAAUCUGCAAUGCCAAUGACGUCAUCGUCAAGCUCUAUAAGAGCAAAACCGAAUCAACUCCCGAUCAAGAAAACGAUACAAGUGGUGGAUCCGAUGCAUAUUGUCGAACUCAAGCCGGAGCACAAGUCAAAGAAAGAAGCUCUAGCUGCGAAGUCUCUUCGUAAUGCUGGAAAAAUGCUCACACCGUCGUUUUUGCGGAAGGAAAAGAAGGGCCCCAAGAAGUCACUCUACGCAAAAACCACAUCAUCCGGCCGCCAACACAUUUCUGAAAAGAAAGAAAAGAAGGCCCCUCUAGCCGAAGGAGAAUCCACAGUGGUUGCCAACUCUCCGCUCGUCGAGAAUCUUCCAAUUACAUUCGAAAAAUGGAGCAAUAAGAGCCCACGUCUGAGUGUGAAACACUUCAACGAGACCAUCAUUGAAGAGACACUGGAUGCGAAUGCAAAUUCCAUGUCGCCACAGUUGGAGCAUCGCGUUAUUCCAACGUCGCAUCAUGUCCAAGACAACACCGGACUCAUUGACGAUGACAUUCUUGAUCAGCCAAUGCUCGUAGGCGACACAUUCUCUCAUUCGUCCUCCAUCGACUGUAUUUCUGCACAUUUGAAGAUGAACGAGAGCAUUAUUUCAAUCGAUCGGUCACUUCCUCAAAAUGAAUCAAGGAGCAGCAAUCAUGCGGCGGCUCAAAAUAAUGCGAACAGGAACACCCAAUACAUCGAAACGUCGUUGGAUCGGCAAAUCGACGCUGGCCGUUCCGAAGUUCAGGACAUUAAAUCCCAACUGCAAAAGUUGAACCGAUUAGUAAAUGAAAUGGGAGUAAGUGGUUGGGAAGAAGAGCUCACCCGUCUCCGACGUGAAAAUGAGCAACUUCGACGGGAGCUCGCUGAACGAGACGCCACAAUUGCCGCUCUUCAAUCUCAGACUGUAUCUUCUUAAAGAAGAAUUUCUGCAUUUUUAUUUUUCUCAAUUCUCACCCAAUUUUCUUAUCAUUUUCCAAAAAUGUUCGUUUUCAAAUAAUCUCCAAAUUUGUUCCAAAAACACUGAUCUCAAUUUGUAGACCACAAUGCUCUGGGUUUUCUUGAUCUGAAUUGUCGCAUUCGCAUCCUAGUUAUAAUUUAAUUUUUCAACCGGUUAAAAUUUAGUUUAAUAAAUUUUUUU